Molecule: messenger RNA, 705 nt
Organism: Kazachstania africana CBS 2517
Lineage: Eukaryota; Fungi; Ascomycota; Saccharomycetes; Saccharomycetales; Saccharomycetaceae
Gene: SPC25
Product: kinetochore-associated Ndc80 complex subunit SPC25
Exons: 1
Coding region: 1-705 (234 amino acids)
Biological process (GO): chromosome segregation
Cellular component (GO): Ndc80 complex
Source: RefSeq, a predicted model, not a curated record
AUGGAGGAACAAAUAGAUCAAUUCCAUUUGCUGAAAGGUAAGAUGGAGAAUUUUGCCGAGUUGAUUCAUAAUGACAUGAAUCUGAAAAUGAAUACUGCAUUAAACACUGUCAAGACAUUCGAAAAUGAGAAGAAUAAAUUACAAAUUGAGAGCGAUUCGAUUCGUAGACAGAUAAAAGAACUGGAACAAAGUGAAAAGGAAUUAGCUGAAGAUAUUUCUUUAAAUGAAUCGGAAACCGACGAGGUUAAAAACAGGUUACAAACGUACCAGAUUCGAAAGAAACAGCUCAUUGCACAAAAGGAACAGUUACUUAAAGAAUCCAGCGAACUGGACAAUAUGAUCAAGAGUAAAGAAACAGAAGCGCAAGAAGCAAGGAUCAGAAUAGACAGACAACGCCAACGAGACAACCCUGAAGUCAUUCUAUAUGAAAAACUGCUGGGAUUGAAGAUAGAUGCAGCCAAGUCUGGCAUUCUUGUAUUUGAAUACGGAAAUUUUGACGACAAAGACAUGAGCCGCACAUGCUCCUUGACACUUGAUGUGUCGCAAGAUAAGUUUGUUAUCAUCGAAACCGUCCCGACGCUCGAUUCGAAAACAGUAAUACCGCAUUUACAGGAUAUACUGAAUGUCAAUAAUAAUCUUCCAAUGUUUAUAGUAGAAUCUCGGACUGCCUUAACAUCAAGAAGUCUGAACGUUCAGGACGAUUGA